Messenger RNA from Trichoplusia ni (cabbage looper), 4722 nucleotides. RefSeq lists its product as uncharacterized. The transcript has 9 exons. Lineage: Eukaryota; Metazoa; Arthropoda; Insecta; Lepidoptera; Noctuidae. Bases 206 to 4480 code for a protein of 1424 amino acids. The record is from RefSeq and is a predicted model, not a curated record.
UUAACGCUAGCAAUACCUUUUGAGAACGCCAAUGUUCAUAGUUCGUUCGUUGUUAUAUCUGUUUCGUAAAGUUUCGUUCGUGUUUUGUGAUUGUGUUUGUGCACGAAUUUUAAGAAAGUGUUUGUUUGUGAUUAAGUUAUACAUCUACGACAAGUUACAUGAAUCUUAUUGAAUUGAACUGUAUAGUGUUUAUUUUUUAGCAAAAAUGACGAUACCACCAUUCCCUUCACAAGAUUUAGCAAAACUAGUGCUGGGAUAUCUUGCUGAGGAGCAGCUUAUGACUGCUUACGAUGAGUUUUUGCAAGCGAGUCCUUACAUAGACGCCCUCAGAAACGAAUAUGACAGGAUAUUUAUGACAUCACUCAAGAAUAUUCUGGCAGAAUAUAGGGCUGUAAAAAUAUUUGUGGAAACAUGUAAACCAUUACCUCUCAGAAGAAGAUUGGUCCAGUGUACCAAUUUAGUAGACCAAGUAAAGUUCCUAGUGAACUAUGCAGAUAUAUCCAAGAUACAAGCACAGGAUACCUCCAGUGAUAAAAUAAGCUAUGUGAAACAGAACAAUUCAGGUUCAACAACAAAGCAAAGUUAUUGUGAUGUGUGCUCACUGAAUGUUACAACUUGCUUAUGUAAAAGUAAACAGAAAUUGAGUGUCCAUACACAACACAAUGACACUACAAAUAGCUCAGAGAAAUCCGUGGAGGCAACAGCUUUGGAAGAUUUACCAGGAAACCAUAGCACUAGAAAGAAACAUGCCAAGGCACUUGAAAAGGAGGUUUUAUUGGAAUCAAAUAUAGGACUGAAUGACAGUUCAAAGCAAUCAUCUAAUAUUCAAAGCAACAGCAGCACAGGACUUAAUACUCUGAACUCCAACUCACAUAGCUCUCAGACUAAGUGCAAUGAAAGUUCAUGUCUCAGUGCCAUUGUCAAAAUAUCCGACACACCAGAAUGCAGAGAAAAAAUUGAAGAAUUUAAUAGCAUCUUAAAUAAAGUUUGCAGUAAAAAAUCCAAGGAAGAUAACCAGAAAUUUCGUGUCCCUUCAUCUGAAAUUAUACAAAAAAAUGUUUCUAAUGCAAGCACCUUUCAAGAAUUCGCUUCUGGUGUUUGUGGACGCGAUAAUAGAAAUGUCCCUGUGCCAGAUUCGAGCACCUCUGAAAAUGCAGUGGCGCAAACGGGUAUGCCAAGUGAAAUCAAUAGGGAUACAUGUGGUCAUGUAAACGAAUUAACAAAUGGUACACUUGACGAUUCGGCGACCAGGCCGUACAGCACCCAUCCGUAUCCUAGGAUUAAACCUAAAAGUAGCAAUGAACAAAAGAUAAAAAUAAUUUCUGAUAUUAAGGUCGACAGGCCUUUCACUACGCUUAAUAACGCUACUUCAACUCCGUUAAUGCAAACCAUUGUUGUAAAUGGUACACCUGCUUAUAAGCAAAAACUUCCUGUAGGCAACAAUUACACGAAAGAUGAAAUUAUGGCAAUGCCUACAAUAAUCGUGGUACCAGCGUCAGGCCCCCCACCGAACAUGACUCAAACUAAACCUGUGCUGGCACAAAAGAUACAUCAAGCCAAAACCAAAACUUCUGUUUCAUCAGCUCAAAUACUUAGUCCUCUCGUCCUAGACGUAUCUUCUAGUAAUGGUGCGACAAACAUAAGGGUUGAAACUAAACAGCCAAAUGAAGCUAAAAAUCCAUCAAAGGAUGAGGGCCUAGUUAAAACUGUAGACUAUGCAAAGAAUGCAUCUGUUCCAAAAGAUAACGUUAUAACAUGUUCUCAUCAAACGAGUACCCCACAAGUCCUUCCGCCUGUUAGAAAAUCUUCAUCCACACCUCGAAGAAAUUCACAUAUAAGGGUUUUAGAUUUUACAACUCCCAGAAGGAUAUUACAUGAAACAAUUAACGAAGUAGUUCCAAAUGAAAUCUGUGAUAACCAUGUUGAGAUUAAUAAUGAAAACACUAAUUUAGUUAUAUCUAGUAUUGACAACAGCGAAAAUAAUAUUGUAGAUAUGCGAACUGUCAAAGUUCACAAAAUAGAAACGUGUCGUAUCAGUAAAGUAAAUAGUGAAAGUGACAAUAAACUUCUCAAAUUCAAUAAAAAAGCUAAUUGGGAUGCCGAUUUACGUGCUUUGACUGUUAUGAAUGAUACGAGUAAUUUGACCGUUAAUAGUAAACCUAAAUCAACAAAAUCGGCAAGUAAAAUUAAAAAACCCAAAACGAAACCUGUUGAGCCCCCAGUUGAGAAAGUAGAAGAGGAAGAGAAAAACCAAGGGAAAAAAUCUCGUGCAAAAAGAAAAUUAUCUCCUAAAGUAAAGAAGUCAAAAAAGCUAAAAAAGCUUCAAGAAGAAGAAGCACAGUAUGCCGAUUCUUCAAAUACUGUUGAGAGUAAGGGAACAGUUAGACCAGUGUUUAACAUUAUGGGCAGUGAUACUUACACUCAAAAGGAAGAUAAAAAAGAACAAUCAAAAGAAGAUAAUAAUCAAAACAAAUCAAAUAAUGAGGAUGUUAAUGAAACACCAGAAGCGGAAAGACUGUGCUUUCAAAAUGAAAUUGGCGCCAGGCUUAACAUAUCAGAAUUUUUGGAAACGCCAUAUAAGCAGGUUCUUUAUGACAUUCAAAUGGAAACGCCCAAAUUUCUAGGGUCCGUCUUGCCUAACGACCCAAUUUCGGAUAUAAAAAUAAUGAGUAUACCUACUCCUCGAUUCUUUGAUACCCCAAAACCGGCACAUGCUACGCCGUCUUCUUACUCUUCACGCCCUACAGAUUACUCUAGUGGUGGAUCUUAUUACAAGCCCGAUGAUCAAGAUUAUCUGCGGAUACCUGAUUUAGAGUGUCCUGUAACCUCAUCAAAAGAAGAACCGCAUGCUGAAAUACCUGAAGAAUCAGACUCUUCUAGUAAAAGGAGUUCGAGGCCCGUUAGAAAAUGUACGAAAAAUGUUUCGUACGUAGACCGUAAUAACGCUGACAGUAAUAAGACAAAAGAAAAGGUCAUAGAUGAAAAACCCAUUAUAGUUCCUAAUUUAAGUGAUUCCACAAGUCCCAAUAGUUCUUUUGAAAAUAAUAAAGAUCUCAAGUUAAAAACCCCUAAAGCAAGUAAAUCUAAAUUACAUUCUAAAUCCGAUAGUAAAAAGAAGUUGGAUUCUGUUAAAAAGCGCAAAACCCCUGUAAAAAAAGAAAAACUAAAUUCAUUUAUGAAAAUAAAGCCAAGGAGGCCUACACCAACAAAAGAAAAUAAGAAAAGAAGUAGGAGAAAAACGGACGUAUACGCACAAAAUAAUACGAGUAAGCCGAAAGAGAAACCCUCUGCCACUGUGAAAGAGAAACAGGUUCAUGUAACACCUGUCGUUGUACCUGCUCCGAAAAAAUCGCGUCGAAAAUCGUCCACACCGAGGAAAAUCCAUUGUACGAAACCAUUUACCUCUGAAAGCUCCCUCGAAUCACCAGAAAACAAUGCCAGUGCCAAUGCCACUGUUGUUUAUAAAGACAGUGUCAAAGCCGAACAGAACAUGGUUUCGUCGCAGGACUCGGAUACAGAACAAAUUGCACUCCAAUGGUCCGAUGAUGGUUCCCAGGAUGCUAAACUAAAUGACUGUGAACCUGAAGAUAUUACAAAAAUUAAGCACUAUAUUGAAACUUCUGUUAACAAUAAAAGUGAUCUGAAUGAUAAAGCGGAACCUUUGCACGUCGAUCUAAUCAAGAGAGGAUUUGACGCCGAAACAGCAAAAAUUAUAGAAAGGGAUUUGCUUGACGCACCCCCUUGUGAAACACAAAAUCGUAAUCCUGGUAUUAAUAUAACAGAAUCUACAAAUGCUGCAAAUUCAUUAGAAAAUGCAACUGAAACAGAUACAAGUGCUACGAAUGAAUUGCAAAUUGUUCAAGAUGAUGAAACAGAAGAAGACAUUGAAUUAUCCGCUUACGAAUGCCAUGAAGGAAGUAGUAAUUAUAUAGUUUGUACAAGCGAGGCCAAAGAAGUGUCGAAAAAAGCACCGACAAAAUUGAAGGACAAGUUUUGUAUGGAGGUGUGCAUAGAUGAUGGCGUUGCAAUUAGGUUAAGAGCAACUAGUUUUAAUAUGUUAUAUGAUAAUACUCCAGCAAAUGAAGAAGAAUUGGGAUACAGUUUUAGGGAAACUGAAGUAGCCGUAAGUUCAAUAUCAAACAUAGAAAAAUUGUACACUCCAUUAAAAGAUCAUAAGGCCGAAUGUUUUGAAAUAUUUGAUUCUACAUUAACGAGUUUAGAUACACCUUUGAAAUUAAACAGUCCAAAACACAUGGAUCAAAAAGUGACAGAAAUAGAAAUAGUAUUUGAAGAGGAAAAGUUAGAUGCAGACAAAACUGAUACUAAGAAAAGAAAAAGAUUACAGAGUAGUAUGAAUGACUCUGAGGAAGCUUUAAACGAAAGUAAGAAAACAAAACCUGAACCUCAAUAUUUAUUUAAUUCUACGAAUAUACAGAAUAUUGACAUUGAAUCAGUACUUAAAAAGCUCCAUGGACCGUAGUGGUUUCAAAUUACCUGUUUUUAGAAUUGUUAAGUUUAGAAGUUACUUAGUUUCUGACUAUGAACUUAUGGACAAGUGUAAUGUUAUUUUAUUAUUAAUCAGUGCAGAAGAAUUAUAUUUAUAUGUGUAAGACACAUACAAUCAGUCCAAUGUAUUGUACAGUUCAUUAUAAGUUGUAAAUAUAAUUGUGCGAGACACAAGACGUGACCAUUUUUCUUAUUAAAAAUAUUUUUAAGUACUCA